UCGAGGGAUUACAGGCUCUCAGCUCCUCUGCCUGCAGCCUUGAAGGGCAGACACGCUCCCAGUUUGCACAACAUGGUUCCUCAGCAAGGACAGAGGAGCCUCAGACAGUAAGGAAAGCUGGAGGAACUCUACUCUCUGAUUUCUACAGGAUGAAACGCAGAGGAUUUCAUAGAAGAUGACAUAGACUGCGUUAGAGGUCCUCUCUCUGCAUGGUAGGGCUUCUACCUUUAUUACCAUAAUACAUAUAUGGAACAGGUGGGAUUAUGUUUUUAUGUUUUGCUAAACAUUAGUUUCUGAAACUUUAUAUAAAGUGUGAUCUUUAUAGAAAAAGUAGUAAAUAAUGUGUUUAUUUUGACAAUAUUGUAAUAGGGUACACAACUUGUCAGCAGAUAUUAUUGUCUUCCAGGUUCCAUCGUUCCCUUUGAUGAAAUUUAAUGUGCAAAAUUCUCUGGUGAAUUUCGGGUGAUGGCACUGCAGAAAUCAUUCCCAGUCUCACAAUAGUUAUAUGCUCCAAUCUCCCUGCAUUCCCAUGUCUAUACAAUCACACACACGUGCUGAAAAAAAAGCCCUUUCUAGUGUCCUCUCCACUUGAUUGUCAAAUAAUAUAUUGAUAGAAAUGGUUAAAGCAACAUAUAAAAAGAAGAAAAAUUUAAAUUAAAAGGAGUAUAAAAGUAUUAAAUCAGUUUUUCUCCAAUGAAUUAAAGUUUGAAGUUUCUUUUCUUUUGCACCAGAGAGAAGUCUGAACUAUCAUUUGAUAUCACAACACAACAAACUAAAUGUUUGUUGUCAUGUUUAAGAGUUAAGUACACAACAAUCGAUGUUUAAAAGGGAAAAACAGUCAAAGCACAAGCCACACUCGUUUAUUUGUUUGUAAAGUAACUAUAAUUAUUCUCAACAACACUCUCAUUUCAAAAUAAUUGAGAUCCGAAACAGAUUUUAUUGGCUAAAUCCUUGUUUUUUUAGCACAUGGUUUAAAAAACAAAAACAAAAAAAAGUUGAUUAAAACAAUCAUUUUUAAAAACGUUAUAACUCUGAAACUUUCUUUUAUUCUCUCCUGACUGAUUUUCACUAAGGCACCAUGGGAAACAUUCUGCAGUGCUGUCAAACGCUUUCAAACUAUUUUAAGUGGCAGGACGUGUCGGCUCAGCGCGGGGGAGAGCAGUCCAAUCUUUUAUCCAGCGAUGAGACUGAAAGUGAGUCACCGAGCGAUUCACACACUUUGGAGGACGACCUGUUAACCGUGUCUAUCGGCAUAACAAACCCCGCCCUCGAACCGGAGCACUUCCUGUUUCCUGACAUCAUUCUAAGCAGCAACCCUGCAGGAGAAGUUACUUUGGCAGAGCCUAUGGUUUGUUUAUUGGUAUCUGAGGAAGAGGAUGGGCUGAGGUUGAUGGAGCCAGAAUAUGAGAAGGGUGAAGGGGAAAGAAGAGGCUUCUCUGACAUUGAGACUCAUGUUGGUAUGGGAGUCCAGACUGAGACCAAAUCCCAGGCGGAGGUCCAGACUCAGACAGAGAUGCUCAGGUCGGAUGAGACUGAGGAGGAGAAAGAUGAAGCUCAAAACAGAACAAAAUCAUCUCAAGAAAUACGCACUACAAUAAAAACUGAACAAAAGCUAGAAGAGGAUCUGAGAAAAAGAAAAAACACAGUUUUCCCUGUCCGAUGCGAUGACCCCAAACUCCAGAUGAGAGAUCUGAACAGUAGCUUUAAUCAUCAGUCUGUGGAGGCAGCAGAACCCUCCACCUCACAUCAAUGUUUUCUGGAGGGAGGUGAUGAGGAGGGAUCAGGGAUGAAGCAGGGGCCCCUGCUUUUUCUUGAUAGGUUGUUUUCAGCAGCGGCACAUGGAAGAGUUCGGGCUGCAGAAAGCUGUAACGAUGACCCACUAGAGGCAUGUCAUGAGGAGAAAAGGAACAAUUCAACCCUUCAAGAUAUACAGGAUCUCCAAGACACCGAAUUUACCUGUAGAAUUCAGGCACCUGGAACCGAAACCUUUGACCUCCAGGUGUCAGCACAAAUGUUGGUGUCUGACCUACAGCAAGUUCUAAUGGAUCAUGAGUUCACCUGCCAUCGCACGUGCUUCUCCCUUCAGCUGGAGGGAACCACCCUGGACUGCCGGGCGGAGCUGCGCUCCAUCCCGGGAAUUCAGGACGGAGCGCUCAUUAAGGAGGUGGAGGAUUCCUACUCCAUCCGUGAGGCUCGUCUUCAUCUCCGACACGUGAGUGAUCUCCUGAGGAGCCUCGGUCCUGCAGACGCUUUCAACGGUGUGAACGGCAGUUCGCUGUCUUACCUGUCCUGGUAUACCAUACGUGAAAGAGAAAAAAUGGCCACAAAGCAAGACUCUGCUGACUGCAGUCCUCCAGACUACAUCCUUCCUGGAUGUAGGGAGCCUCCUGUAACUCCACUGCAGCCAGUCAGAGAUGACUGGAAGCCUUUGCAAUGCCUGCGGGUGUUGAGUCUGAGCGGCUGGAACCCUCCUCCAGGAAACAGGAGGAUGCACGGUGACUUAAUGUACAUUAACGUCCUGACGCUGGAAGACAAGGAGCUCAACAUCACAUCGUCAACACGAGGGUUCUACUGCAACCAGUCGACUGCGUUCAUCUUCAACCCUAAGCCGUCUAUUCCCCAAAUCCUUUGUCAUUCUCUAGUCGAGCUGUUGAAUCGAGUCAGCCCGGCAUUCAAGAAAAACUUCAGCGCUCUGCAGAAAAGGAGAGCUCAGCAACAUCUUUAUGAGCGUGUGGCGGCACCUUUCCAAAUUUUCACCUGGAUCGCUCCUCAUGGUGACUACAAGCUGGACUGUGUGCGAGCGGGAGAGUCUCCCAGCAGUCACAUGGGGCAGGAUGAACUCACGGCUGGGCAGAGUCGGGACUGGAACGAAGAACUGCAGGGAUGCCGGGAACUCCCCAGGGGGUCCCUACAGGAACGACUGCACAGGGAGCGUAGCAUUUUUAAGACAAACAGUGACUUUGUUGCUGCUGCAACACAGGGUGCUAUAGCCGUGAUAGAUGGCAACGUCAUGCCAUUAAACCCAAGGGAGCCGCCUCAUCUGCAGAUGUUCGUGUGGAACAACCUCUUCUUUAGUCAGGGGUUUGACCUGUUUGAUCACUACCAACCGCUAGGAGGCGACAUGGCUGCUCAUGCUGCUGCCCUGUGUGACCUAAGGGGAGUGCAGGCGUACACAUCUGUUGACACAGAGGGGCUCCACACUCUCGGGACAGCUGUGGUGGAUUACCGGGGUGUCCGUGUUGUAGUGCAGACUGUCAUUCCUGGCAUUCUGGAGAAAAACCACGAACAGAUAGUCUAUGGUUCCAACGACAAUGGGAAAACAGUUUUCACACACCCCAGGUUUCUGGAGCUUCUGAGUAAAACCAGUAAAGCGCUGAGAAUCCAGCAUCACCAAGUGUUGGAUCACAACAACACACCAGCAGAGCUUUGCUCAGGCAUCUCCACUGUUGGCCUCUUUGGUAAUGACAGGCGUUCUUACAUAUUAGACCUUCUGAGGACUUUCCCACCAGAUCUGAACUUCCAGUUUUCUGAGGGUGAGGUGACUACAGAGGAGCUGCCACAUGUGUGUAAAAGCUUUGGUUAUCCGUGCCGUCAUCGUCACAGCCUGGCCAGCCUGAGAUCAGAACUGAUAGAAGCCUUCGUCCGGCAUAGGUAUGAGCUAUUUGUGAAGAUAAUGUCUCAGGAACUGAGGGAACUGGAAAAACUGGACAACGCCACGGAGAGGAGCGCAGGAGCUGUCGAACAGCAGAGGAGAACGGCUUUCUCGAGAGCUUGUAAAGCCGUUGGAUCAGUGAGCGAGUCCUGCUUCGACAUGCGUUUUAAUCCCAACGUUUGUUCUCCAGGUGUAAGGUUUCCCUCCGACUGUGUUGAGGAGCUUCACAGUCACAGGCGGCUGUUGUGGAGCGCUGCAGCUUUUCUUCUCUCUGACCAGAUUCCAGCAGUGCUGAGGGAUUGUCUCGACCACACAGCAAAUCCAAUGGAUGGAGCGAGCCUGACCUCAAUUCUGCAUCAGCGAGGGGUAAACGUGCGAUAUUUGGGCUCAGUUUUAAUGAAACUGGACAUGAUGGAGGAGAAAGCGAGGCUCAAACAUGUGCAGAGAAUCUCCAUCAGUGAAGUGAUUAUCAGAAGUGCUAAACAUAUCUUUAGGACCUACCUACAGGACGUGAAACCUGCUGAUUUCUCCGUGGCGGUCAGUCACUUCCUCAACUGCUUGCUGACCUCCUCCUGCUCCGGUUUGUCCGACAGCAGCUCCAAUGAGCUGCUCUCUCAUCGCAGGAGCCGCCGGCGCCGCAGUCACAGCAGCCGGGUGAGCUUGACUGCGGACAGCGUGUGGGCCAGGCUGACGUCCAGCAGGCUGUGGGACAGGAUAAAGGCUGAGGCAAAAGACUAUUACAAAUACGCAGUUGAGAGUGAGAAUUUAGAAGAGGUCAUAGAGAAGCACAAUCUACAGAGGAUCUCCCUACUGAGAGAGUUUGCGAUUAAAACCGGCAUUCAGGUGCAGUUAAGAGAGUACUCAUUUGAGUCCCGGCAGAAGCCAGUGUUCGUGGAGGACGAUGUGGUCAACUUGUUUCCUGUGGUCAAACAUCUCAAACCUACGUCGAGCGAUGCCACCCCGCUCCUGCACCGAGCCCGACAGGCUGCACAGGAGGGUCUUCUCAGGGACAGCCGUGACCUGAUCACCCAGGCUCUGACUCUUUACAGCCGCACAUGUGGAGUCCUGCAUGAGGAUGUGUGCGCGUGCACGCGGCUCCUGGGCCGACUCAGCUACGUCUGCCACGAUGUCGGGGAUGCGGUGAGGCAGCAGGAAAAAGCAGUGAUGAUUUCUGAGAGGAUACGAGGGAUUGAUCAUCCGCAGACCAUAGAAGACUAUAUGUACCUGGCACUAUAUUGCUUUGCUGGAGGCCAACAAUCAACAUCCUCACAGCUUUUGUAUCGAGCUCGGUACCUCACCUUGCUUGUUAGUGGAGAGGAUCAUCCACAUGUAGCACUACUGGAUACUAUGCUGGGCCUCGUACUUUAUGGACUAACAAAGUACGAGCUUUCCGUCAAGUUCCUACAGAAUGCCUUAAAUUUAACUUCAAAGUACCACGGGGUCACAUCCUUAAAACAUGCACACUGUCAUCAUCUGCUCACCGCUGUCUUUGAGGCUAAAGGAGACUUUUUUUCAGCGCUGCAACACGAGAAAGAGGCUUAUUCCAUCUAUAAGAGUCAGGUUGGUGAGAAUCACGCCAAUACAAAGGAAUGUUCAGAACACCUCAAGAGCCUCAGUCAGCGGGUCCAAAAAAUGGACUGUUUCUGCAGUGAAGCACCAAGUGCCUGUAUCCCACCUCCAGAGCUUCACACUCGGAGUCUGUCUGCUGUCCUUCAGCAGCUCAACAUGGUGUGUUGCAUUGCUUUGAACCCCACCCAGCAAAUCUGAAGACAACCCAGGAAGAAAAUAAAAGUUUUUUUGGAGGAAAAAACGACAAAGGAACCACAAAGUCUCCUCUCGACAAUUGACAAUAUAGAGGAGCUGCCAUAUUAACAGAACUGAUCUGUUUAUUCUGAAAAAAUGUUUAAGGAUAAGGUGGAGGUGAUCCACGUUAAUUUUAAUUUUGUUUUUCUAGACAAAUGGAUCAUGAAAUUAUUCCUGCCAUUGUUAUGACACCAAUUUGCUGAUUUCUGGAUUUUUUUCUCAUUAGUUUAAAAUAAAAAAAAACACAUACAAGUGAAACUUUUAUUAAAACUAACAAAUAAAUUCUGUUUAAAUG
Molecule: messenger RNA, 5750 nt
Organism: Oryzias latipes (Japanese medaka)
Lineage: Eukaryota; Metazoa; Chordata; Actinopteri; Beloniformes; Adrianichthyidae
Source: RefSeq, a predicted model, not a curated record